GCCGCGCCGCGCCCCGGGCGGGACCUCGAGAAUCUCCUGCCCCGCCGGCCGCUCCCGACCUUGCGGGCGGGACCCGACGGGGGGGCGCGUGGCUUCGGGGAAGCGGGUCCUUCCUCGAGGCCCCGGAGCGCGGCCGCGCGGCCCGACGCUGCCCGGCAGGGCGGGGCGGGAGCUGGCGCUGGGGCUGCACCGGGCAGUUGCGCAAGUUGUGCUCGGGCGGCUAUAAGAGCAGCGGGCAGGCAUGGAGCCCCUGAGGAAUCGGAGGAAUCGCGGCGCGAGCAGCUGCGAGGCACAAGAAGACCAUCCUGGGAAGGAAGAUGCAUUGUGGACCCCUGUGGCAAUUCCUGUGGCUUUGGCCCUAUCUCUCCUACAUUGAAACUGUACCCAUCCAAAAAGUCCAGGAUGACACCAAAACCCUCAUCAAGACAAUUGUCACCAGGAUCAGUGACAUUUCACACACGCAGUUGGUUUCCUCCAAACAGCGUGUCACCGGUUUGGACUUCAUUCCUGGGCUCCACCCUGUCCUGAGUUUGUCCAAGAUGGACCAGACAUUGGCAGUCUACCAACAGAUCCUCACCCGUCUGCCUUCCAGAAAUGUGAUCCAAAUAUCUAAUGACCUGGAGAACCUCCGGGACCUUCUCCACCUGAUGGCCUUCUCCAAGAGCUGUCCUUUGCCCAGGGCCAGGGGCCUGGGGACCUUGGAGAACCUGGGUGGCAUCCUGGAAGCUUCACUCUACUCCACAGAGGUGGUGGCCCUGAGCAGGCUGCAGGCGUCACUGCAGGACAUGCUGCGGCAGCUGGACCUCAGCCCUGGGUGCUGAAGCCUUGGGGCCUCUCUUCCCAAAGUGUCUCCAUGAGAAGAGAGCCUGUGUGAAUACCGUUUAUUGGGCUCCCGCCCACCUCUCUCACUCCUCUAAGCCACUCUUCCGGAGGCAGAAGACUCCAAGGCACAAAGCUGAGGAUAGAAGGCCAUGAUUCCUCACUCACCAGAAAGGGGGAAAGGGGACCCCUCCAGCAGCAGUGGACUGGAUGCGGAGCUCUCACAAGUCUCCUCUCAUCCAGCUCCCCUUACUGUGUGCUUCCGAGUGCCCCUGGAGUGACUUCAGGGGGCAGGUCACAGGCCUUUGGAUGACCAAGCAAAGCUCCACCUGGGAAUUCUGGGGAAUACCAUGAAGGCUAAACUCACACACAGCUGGAAACUCCCAAGCAAUACAAGUUGGAAGCACUUAUUUAUUUAUUAUGCAUUUUAUCCUAGAUGGAUUUGAAGCAAAACAUCAGCUUUUCCAGGCUCUUCGAGGUCCUUGCAUUCCAGAUGGCAGUUGAGGUCAGGGUUAGGCAUUCUGGGGUGCAAUUUCCAAUCCCAUUGAUGGGCCUGGCAGAGGCAAACCUGUUUUGAGUGACUUGAGGCCUCUCAAGUUCAUUUUCUAGUAACUGGCUUUGUUUCUACUGUGACUGGUUUUAAAUUACAGUGUCUGCAAUGUCAUUGUCCUGAGCAGAUCACCGAGGGCCAGGCAUUUUUUUUUUUAAGAUGAAUUUUGUCAAGUGGAAUAUAUAGCUGUGUGCAUCUGGGAGUGGGAGGGGGAAGGAUCCAGAUGCAGUUUCUGAAUAACAUUCCUGUGAUGGGCUCUUUGGAUGGGGUGGAGUCAUUUUCUCAUCUUCUACAACCACUUAGUGUGGUUUUCGCAAAAACAACAAAGGAGAUGACUCUUUCAGAGGGGCUGCAGGUUUGGCCAGCUGCCCAUGGAGGGAGUGGGCAUAAGACUGUGUGUUGGAGAAACGGUGAGCUCUGGCCUUCUCUGACUGCCAGAGAGAGAGGUCGUUCCUAUCGGGGAGCAAGGGGCCCACACAGGGGCAAUGACCCUCUGAGCAGAGGUCCUCAGCUGUGGCCCCAGAAUGGUCUGAGAGUCGAUCCCACCCUGGGUUUAUAACACAGCACUGUCCCUCCUUGGAAUUUGCAUGCCGAAUGGUGGUUCUCAUCUGACUGGCUCACCAGAAGCAAGGCCAUGUUUCCCACCCAUUCAGGGAGGAUUUUUAUUCCAGUGGAAGGUGAAAUCCAUGGGAGGGUUGUGGGCUUUAGCAGAUGGUCCCAAGACCUGGGCCAGCACUGCUGAGUGAGUCCCAGGACCCCAGGCCAGGCCACCAGGAGUGCCUUUCUCAUUAGAGGUCAUGUUCAAUAGCAUGAACAAGAAGGCUCAGGUUUUCCAUUCCGCCCCUGUGAUGCAGGCCUCCUACCCCAGGAGGUGGAUCUGAUCAAGGAAAUUUGAAUCAAAACAAUCAGCCUUAGGACUGAGCACCUACUUUGUGCUCAGCCCUGAUUGGUGCUGUGGGCUAGAGCUCACCAAGUAACAUUAAAAUCCAGGCCUGCCCUCAGGGACCUUGCAUUCCAGAUGGCAAAAACCCCGCACACCCUCAUGCCGAGGCUGGCUUUUCACCAGGGCAACCAAGCAGCUGAAGCACAGUGCUGACCCAGCCGGUGGGGAGUGCUGGGCUGCCCAUGGCAGUGCCCAGGGGCCCACAGGCUCACCCUCCUUGCUCUUGGUAGCAUUUUUACCUUUUCAGGGCACAUCAGCAUCUGUUAUUGUGUAGCCACAUCUCUUUGAAGCAGGAUAGCUGAGAACUUAAAAAUAAGAAAAUACCCAAGACUGUGACAGCAGACAGGCUGCAGGGCCGGGACUAGAACUCACAUCCUCCGGCCCCCAGAGUGUCCCUUGAGCCAGAUGAUGUUCUCUGGAGGUGCAAAUAGGGUUGAGCAGGGGAAUCCAGGAGUGCUAGCUGGAAAGGAGGAAUUUUGAGGCCCAUUUUGCGGGUGAGGGAUAUGAAUUGCCUGGAGGGAAGAGGCUGCUUCGUUUGAAGCUUUGGUGUGUGGAGAUGCCAAGUGUGAGCAGCCAGCUGUGAAGAAAGGCGGAGAAAGGAAAGACGGGGGAAAGGGGACAUGUUGAAGAUGCCUUCAGGGGCAAAGAAGUUCGACGUUGGAAGGUACAAGUCAAAUGUUCUAGAGCAGAGACUCAGGAGAGGGACUGAAUAAGACCCGCUCUGGAUAGUAGGACCUAGACAAUCAUGGCCACCAAGUCAGGCUGGGAUGUUUUAAGCCUUUCACUCACCAAAACCUGGCACCGUGGCUCAUUCUCAGUGUGAAACUUCCAAAUGUAAAUGAUUGUCUUUUUUUAUAACUCAAAAAAAAAAUUGCUGUCAAAAAAUGUCCAAAUAAAUUACCUUUACCCCCUGG
Molecule: messenger RNA, 3226 nt
Organism: Manis pentadactyla (Chinese pangolin)
Lineage: Eukaryota; Metazoa; Chordata; Mammalia; Pholidota; Manidae
Gene: LEP
Product: leptin
Exons: 3
Coding region: 318-821 (167 amino acids)
Biological process (GO): lipid metabolic process; response to insulin; energy reserve metabolic process
Cellular component (GO): extracellular region
Molecular function (GO): peptide hormone receptor binding; hormone activity
Source: RefSeq, a predicted model, not a curated record